Molecule: messenger RNA, 3420 nt
Organism: Acanthocheilonema viteae
Lineage: Eukaryota; Metazoa; Nematoda; Chromadorea; Rhabditida; Onchocercidae
Source: the annotation of a GenBank genome assembly
AUGUCGGAGGAGGAGGUUGGUCGGAUAAAAGCUGCGCAUCGAAUCUUUGUACAGUAUCGCGGUGUUGUUAUAGACGAUAUCUUAGAACGGAAGCGAAUUUUACUGAGUUCGCUUUUCAAAUGGAGAAUCGGAAGCUACUUAUGGAUGAUCAUAGCGAUGGGAAUAUUUCAUCUCAAACUUCUACAUGCUAUCACCCAUCCUCUGCGCUCAUUCCUCACUAAAGGAUUGAAAACUACCAUUUACUCGGAUGGAGAAAUACGUCUGCCACGCUUUCCUCUAUAUAAAGUGAUGAUGGUAUUUUUCGCUCUGUCAAUAAUUUGGCAUUGUUUCACAUGGCCUAACCCGAUGGACGCUUUGCAGUGGAAUUUCAGUGCUCAACCACAAAUACCAUCAACCUAUUGUUGUCUCUCAUUGCAGAUACCAUCAACCCAUUGUUCGCAUCAAAUCAAGAUUACUCGAUCUCAAUCCGAAACGACACAAUGUAAAAUGAGUGGAAAUUUAGGCGUUGACUAUGUAUCAUUCACGGAUCAGAUCGCCAAAAUGAGCGUAGAUAUAACCCAAUGGCAUCUCUCAAUAGCAACUGUUACUUCGGCGGAAAAUGAAACUCAUUUUAGUGAUGCAAUUACCAAAUACCAAGAUUUGGAUUACGGCUCAUAUUUUGAGAGCUUCCUGAAUGAUAUUCCAUAUUUCAACGGUGAACUGCGAACAUAUGCACAGCUUCUUCAUCGGAAAGAUAUUGUAGCAAAGGCUUUAAUCAAACAUUUGAAUAUUUCGGAAAGUACUUCACUGAAUACGUUGCUAGAGUUAACGACAGCAUUCGUGCAGGAUAUAAGGGAAGACUUUCAGAGUUAUAUAUGGGAAUUUAUAGAAGCUAUGAUAGGCAUAUUAGAAAGGUCACACGAGGAUGAAGAAAUUCUGGAGACUGUUUUUUUUACAUUAGCUAAGAUUUUUUGGUUACAACGACGACAUCUUGUAUAUGAAUUACAUGAAGUUUUUAGGCGUUUUAAACGAAUUUUUUGCUGUAAACGAUCCUAUUUGCGCCGAUUUACUGCCGAAGCUCUUGCAUUUUUGUUGCGGAAGUCGAAUGCAGUAGCAAAGCUUACAAUAUUUUUGGCAGAAACAGCACACAAUUUACUGUCGGAAAUUUUGCAAGCAUCAAUCGAAAUUGAGGAAAACGAUGUUCGAAAUACUGCGAUCCGGAUUUUGGUAGGCACGAUAUGUCAGUGUAGCACCUACACAUCGGAGGAAUAUAGUGCAUGUAUUGUGGAUGUUAUUUUGGAGCAAUACAAAUCAGCUAUGGUAUCACUGGACAUAGUGAAAAGUUCAGCACUGGCCAAGCUUUUAAAUGCUUGGAUAAGCCAGAAAAUGGGGAAGUCACUGUAUAAGCCAUCAUCUUUAUUUCAAGCUAUAAUAGAUGGUGCGAAAAGUAGAACUGGACUAAUGGAUAGAGAGACUAUUGGAUUACUUACCAGUGCAAUCAUGAGGUAUCACAAUGAUAGUGAAUUACAUGUUUUGAUUACCACAGCGGUGCGUAUACUUAUGAAUGACGACCAAAGAUAUGGUUUUGAUGUGAUAUUAGAUUUCCUUUACGAGAUCUCUGAUAUUCCUUUGUUUGAUAUUUGGAUAAUGCCUAUUGUUGGUACAUUUAUGUCACGGCUCAUUACACAGGGGGACGCUCAGAUCACAAGCAAAAUUUUUAGAUUUUAUGCGGAUUUAUGCAUUAAACGAAGACCGAUUUGGAAAUAUAAAGAAGAGCGAAAUUGUUUCUUUGAUAUAUGCAAUCAUUUGGAAGUACGCAAUCGACUCAUUGAUAUUCUAAAAUCGGCAGAUAAAUUCGACGUAGAAAUUGUAGGGUGUUGUUUGAUGACUUAUCCUUGGUUAUGGAAUCAGUUCGAAAAACCAAAAGUAACUUCAAUGAACAGCUUAGACAGCGUUGAUGCUCGUUUAUCACUUCUUGCUGCAAAUGCAUGUCUUUUGUGUGAUCCUAGUUUGUUCAAACAGUUCACUCUUGAUGCUGUGCUGAAGCAUUACAAAAAAAUGGGAAAUAACGAAGCAGCUCUUCGCACUUUGGCUUUAAUGUUGCCGUUUGUCAAAGAUUUCGAGAAAUUUAAGAAUGUUUCUACUAUGAGCAAGAUUGCGAAUGAAAUUUUGCCAAUGUUUAGUCACUGGAGCAGUUAUGUACGGCAAAUCGCUUUAGAAGUUUUGGUUCAUUUUAAUAUUCCAGUGAACAAUACAGAUGACAACAAUGAAACAGUUGUUGAAGUAGAAAGUGUUUUUAAUCUUCUCCUGCGAUCUGAAAGAAUACCAUGGACUUUAGAAGAGUACAGAAAGCGUUUGAUGAUUCUACGUCAACUCACUUACGGCGCGCAUACAAAACAUAUGCCGCAGGGUUUUGAUGUAAUAAUUGAAACAAUUCCUUUGCGUGUUAUUAUUGGGAAUCUUUAUGAACCGUUCACGAUUGCGUGGAACGAGCUAAAAAAUAUUAUUCAAGAUUAUGCUUAUGGAUUAAAUAUUGAUACAUUCUUCUCACUGUUUUUGCCUUUUGUCGACCAAAUGGGGUUAAGGAGUCAGUAUGUUAUAUCCGAAAGUAGUGGCAGUUCAGACUGUGAUAUGCUUGACAAAAUGACAAUUUUCGCUGACAAAAGUCCGCGGAAUUACGGAGCUUUUCGAUUGGAAAUGUUUUGGAUUCUUAGUCGCAUUAGUGAUUUGUGUGAGCGCCGAACUGAACUGAUAAGUCCUCUUUUCAUCCAUUUUUUUAGAAAUGAAUAUCAACAAGAGAAUCUGUUGGAGAAACGAGGAAGCGUUUUAUUAGUGGCGUCAUCUGGUCUUUCUUGUUCUGUAGAUAAGGAUGGAGGGAAACUUGAUGCUAACGGCAAUUCACAACUAUUCGGCACUGAAAAAUCAAAAGAUGACGGCAAAAGGACAAAAGACGACAUGUGCAUUGGACGAAAACUGAUUAGGAAUAGCCUAAUUACUCUUUUGGAAUUGUUCUCAAGCUUUACUUCACCAAAAACUAUUUACAUGGCCAAUGAAAUUCGAGAUUUAUACGACGAACUUUUGAUGGUUGGUGAUGAAGCAGUGCAACAGCGAGCAUUGAAAUGCAUUUUUACCUAUAAUUACAAUUACCUCACACCUUACAGAGAAUAUCUAGAAAGUUUGGUGCAGGAACGAACCUUAAUCAGUAGCUUGAUAAGGUUUUCGAUUGAUGACUAUAAUUCCAUGAUUGAUAGCAAUCACCGUGCUAGCGUUAUGCGGAUUGUAUUGAGGCUUUUGUACGGGAAAUGUAACACACACUGUAAGAAAGAUAUGAUGGGGCGACAUGCAGCUAUAUUUCGAUUUCUUGCUGGAUGCGCUUCAGAUGAAUUGGAUUUCUUUUUGAAGCUGCUCUUUGCACCUUUGCUGAAAGUUAUUGGUUGGUGA